This is a messenger RNA of Drosophila ficusphila, 1252 nucleotides long. Its product is annotated as serine protease grass-like. The record is from RefSeq and is a predicted model, not a curated record. The coding region runs from base 2 to 1114 and encodes 370 amino acids. Gene Ontology annotation, molecular function: serine-type endopeptidase activity. NCBI's taxonomy places the organism in Eukaryota, Metazoa, Arthropoda, Insecta, Diptera, Drosophilidae. Gene Ontology annotation, biological process: proteolysis. The transcript has 6 exons.
AAUGACGGAUAUGCAAUCAUUGCUUCUGGCUUUUUGCCUGAUUGUGGGAUUGAAGCUGGGACUGGCAGAUAUUUCGGGAAAUGGAACGGAGAGGCCCUAUCCCACCUACUGCACCACCUUUGAAGAGAAACCAGGGAAAUGCAUACACUACAAAAAAUGUCCGUAUAUCGCGGAGGUUAUUACAAGACUGAAGGCGAAGAAGCAGCUCUCUGAAAGGGAUCAUGAAAUAAUGGCAAACUCUCUUUGUUCUGCAAACAAUCAAAAAGUUGUGUGCUGCGAGGAAUUUAACAAUGAUGCGGGAUGGGAGCUAUUGAAGGCUUAUGAUCCUAUAUGUGGAGAGUUCGGCGAUUCCAAGGUGACGGGAGGAAGGGAGAUCAAAAUGGGAUCUAGACCUUGGAUGGCUCUGCUCAAAUACAAUAUCACCGACGUGUCUCAAAGGACCUCUUUCCUGUGCGGUGGUACACUAAUUACUUCGCGUUACGUACUGACAGCCGCCCACUGCAUAAGGCCAAACUUGCUUUCAGUUCGCCUGGGGGAACACAGGAUCUCCACGGAGCAGGACUGCGAUACCUAUGGCUCGAUAGAAACCUGCCUGCCUCCUUACCAAGAUGUUCCGGUGGAGAAGUUUAUAGUUCACGAAGGCUUUCAUGCUUUCACACUUUUCUACGAUAUAGCUCUACUUCGACUGGAUCGAUCUGUGACGAUCACAAGCUUCGUCAAACCGAUCUGCUUGCCAAUCUACGAGGAAGUGAAGAGGAGCAUUUGGGGAAACAAGAACCAGCAUCAGAAGGUAACCGGUUGGGGAAUCACAGACAACUCCCUGCCAUCCGAUGUGCCGAAGGAAGCAGAUGUUAUCCGCAAAAGUCUCAGUGAAUGUGCCCCGGGACGAACUCUAAUGGACAACCAGCUGUGUGUGAGUGCCUUCGUCCAGGACAGCUGCCAAGGAGACUCCGGAGGACCUCUUCUCUACUCGUAUUUGUACCAGGGACAACAGCGAUUCGUGCAGACGGGGAUCGUCAGCAAAGGACCCAAGAACUGCGGUACUGGAUCCACUGCCAUCUAUUCGGAUGUCACUCGAUUUGUGCCCUGGAUUACCCAGAACAUUGAGAUCUAGCGGAUCAAAAAGCAGGACUAACUUUUUUCAAGAUCAGUGGCACUAUAUCUUUUUGUAUUUAUUUUAUAUUAAAAUACGUCACAAUUUUUUGUAUCACUUAAAACUGAUAAUAAAAUGCAUAUACUUACACUUUGAAAA